GGGGCUAGAGCUAGAAAUUACUUGAUAUGAUGAUGAGAAAAAUAACACGGCCCCGCCCCUGUCGACCACGCCCACCACCAGCUCAGGCCACGCCUACCCAGCCUUUCCCUCCUCUCGCCCUCCAGCCCCGCCCCCUGAGCUCCGCUGGCUGAGUCUGUGUCGAGCUGUUUUGCGCCCCCGGGAGCUAGAACCCCAGCACUUUACACAGCUGGCUCUUGCCAUUGUUUCCCCUGGAUUCCUGCCUCUCCGGCUGCCUCUACUAGACUCUGAACUCAGGAUCACUGUGUCAGAAUAGAGAAGGAAUCCCAGAGGCUGCCUAGUCUAACCCAUCGCUGAGCCAAGGAACUCUCAUCUACAUCAUAUCCAACAAGUGGUAAACUAUGUCAGCGGAGCCUCCCCAACCACCGAAGCCCCCCACCCAUCCAGCCUCUCUCCGUCUACCUGAUGGUCCCCGGGAAAGGGACCGUUCACCAUCUCCCAUGAGAGGGUACCUCAUCCCCAGCCCCUUGCCAACCCGGCGGACUAGGACCUUUUCAGCGACUGUGCGGGCAGCUGAGGGACCUGUCUAUAAGGGUGUCUGUAAAUGCUUUUGUCGCUCCAAGGGGCACGGCUUCAUUACACCAGCUGAUGGUGGACCAGACAUCUUCCUUCAUAUCUCUGAUGUUGAAGGAGAAUAUGUACCUAUGGAAGGAGAUGAAGUCACCUACAAGAUGUGUUCAAUUCCGCCAAAGAACGAAAAGCAUCAGGCUGUGGAAGUUGUUAUCACUCACCUGGCACCAGGCACCAAACAUGAGACCUGGUCGGGACAUGUUAUCAGUUCCUAGGCAGCCUCCUGGUACCCCUGCUUCCUCUCUUCUCCCCAGCUUGGCUCUCUUGAAGGACACUGUUCUGGGAGGGGAGGUGGGGCAAGUUUUGGGGACAGAUAGAUGAGUUAUGAGUAAAUUUCGGCCAAAGGGUGGGAAGGGAGUGGGAACUCAAGGGUCAAAUUGUUAGAUGUGACUUAUCUCCUGAAGAAAGGAGUGGAGGACCAGGGGCAAGGGAACAGGGGUGAGGGAAAAGUCUUGAUUCCUUACCACCUCAAAUGUAUUAAUUUUUUUAAAAAGAAGAGGCUCAGUAGCUGAGUGGAGGAUUAAACUUUGAGCCCAAAGAGAUGUAGAAAGGGCAACUUGGGAUGUGUUAUUUUCCUAACAUUCUGGCUGGGCAACUGUUAGCCCCAGUCUCCACAUAGACUGACCUUCUCCCUGUACCUGUGUAUGCUGGUACUUUAUAUCACCAAGUUAGGCCUCUGGGACAGAGGCACAAUAAGAACCAUGGUAGGCAGUUUGGAUUUUCUUCCCUCAUGUCCCAGUCCUAUAAUGACUCAGCUUGUCACCUCUUAAUGUCCUUUGCUAUUCUUAGAUGUAGCCUCUGCCUUAGCCUUCAGCCAGAAUUACUGAUUAAUUAGAAUGGGGCUGACCUGAGGAUGAUGGAGACUUGGGAGAAGCAGUUGAGUUCAGGGAAUGAAUCUCUGGAUUCUUAAGAAUUUGUUUCAGUGCCUUUUUUGAAGGGGUAUAAUUUCUCUGGGUGGGUGGGAAGCAGGAAGGCCCAACCAUUGGCCAGAGAAGAGGGAUUGAUGGGAGAUCAGGCAGCCCAGCCCUUAUGUGAAUCCCCGGAUCCCGUUUGGAUGCUCAUUCCAGUUUUAGCUGUGCUGAGCUGUGAGACAGAAUCCCUCAUUCUCCUGUAAAGUUUUAAACAAGUACGAGAACUUCCCUGCUUCCUAGCAAAGCCCGUGGGCUUUGACGCUGAGGUGGCAAGUUUGGAUCCACAUCUCUGGUUUGGCUGUUUUGUGCUGUUUGAACCAUUAUACUGUGAAAGGUGGAACAAUGAGAAGCUCCUCUUUAGAAAACAAAAUCAUUUCUUAAAGGUUUGUGCUGAAACACUGACUAAGGAGGGUAGUAACUUGCUUUCUGACAACCUGGUUAAAGUGAACAUUUUAAACACAUUUUGGAUGGUGUCUUAUUUUAAAUGUGAUAUAUUAAAUGUUUAGUAAUUUUUUUAGUGACUAAGGUUUCUGCCUUAAACCAGAUUCAACUGCAUGUAUGUGCUUGUUUUGCUACAAGAUUGCGAGUCUUGUAAAUAUAUACUUUUUUUUAGGCAAAUCAGGCUUUUGGAUUUUCUUUGUAAUUGUUUUUCUGCAUUUUCAGUGGUUGCUAUUUAAAAGGAAAAAUGUCUGCUAUAUCCUAAACUUUGUGGUUUUUAGAAAAUGAUAACAAAAAUCAUUUGAAAUGAUUACUUGCUGAUGAUUUAAACUGAAGUUCAAGAAUUAAUUGCUUAUUAACUUUUGUUGAAAAUGGCUUAAGUAAAGUUUCUUAACUUUU
Molecule: messenger RNA, 2357 nt
Organism: Antechinus flavipes (yellow-footed antechinus)
Lineage: Eukaryota; Metazoa; Chordata; Mammalia; Dasyuromorphia; Dasyuridae
Gene: CARHSP1
Product: calcium regulated heat stable protein 1
Exons: 5
Coding region: 381-824 (147 amino acids)
Biological process (GO): regulation of mRNA stability
Cellular component (GO): cytoplasm
Molecular function (GO): mRNA 3'-UTR binding
Source: RefSeq, a predicted model, not a curated record